Molecule: messenger RNA, 3341 nt
Organism: Aethina tumida (small hive beetle)
Lineage: Eukaryota; Metazoa; Arthropoda; Insecta; Coleoptera; Nitidulidae
Product: adenylate cyclase type 2-like
Exons: 18
Coding region: 1-3324 (1107 amino acids)
Biological process (GO): intracellular signal transduction; adenylate cyclase-activating G protein-coupled receptor signaling pathway; cAMP biosynthetic process
Molecular function (GO): adenylate cyclase activity
Source: RefSeq, a predicted model, not a curated record
AUGAACUUUUUCGUUCCUAUGUACCAUCAUUAUAAGAAAGAUGCUAAUUUAAGACCGGCGUAUUCAUCAAUAUUAGUACUUUCAUGUUACGUGUUCUUUAACGUUUUUAAAUUCACACCGGCCAUUAUAAGUGGAAGCUUGGUGUCACUUUGUCACAUAAUGAUUAUGUGGUUUAUGACUUAUGUUGACUCACCGAAAACUUGGCAAAGAAUACUCUCGGAUAUACUGUUUCAAAUUUGUAUUAACGGUUUAGGAAUUUACUUCAGAUAUAUCAGCGACAUAGUUAAGAGAAGAAGUUUCUUAGAUCGUAGGGAAUGUGUAGUGUCAACAUUCGAAAUAGAGGAUGAACAAAAACAACAAGUAAUGCUACUGCUUAGUAUCAUUCCAGAACACUUUUUUGAAAAAGUAAAACAGACAUUUGAAUCGAAAGUUGUAAAAUUCAAGAACGAUAAUAUUAACGAGUACACCGACGUAACCAUCUUAUUUGCUGAUAUUGUUAAUUAUACAAAUAUGACUAAAAAUCUGGAAAUAAAAGAACUUUUAGACACUUUGAACAAGAUGUUUUGUGCAUUUGAUGACGCUUCAGAUAAACAUAAAGUAACAAGAAUAAAAUUUUUGGGAGAUUGUUAUUAUUGCGUGGCCGGAAUGCCCCCUAAUCCGCCAGAAAAUCAUGCUGAGGCUUGUGUCGACUUAGGAUUAGAAAUGAUUAAGAUUAUUGCACGGGUUAGACAAGAAAAAAAUUUAAAUGUUGAUAUGCGAAUUGGAAUACAUUCUGGAUCAAUAAUGGGUGGUAUCAUUGGUAUCGUUAAAAUCCAAUUCGAUAUUUGGUCAGAUGAUGUGAGUUUAGCAAAUACUAUGGAAACUGAAGGAGUUGCCGGAAAGGUACACAUUACUCAAACAACCAAAAAUCUCUUGAAAAAGCAAUAUAAUAUUGAAGAAAAAAAAGCAACUGAGUCCACAAAGGUCAACAUGCAAACAUACUUAAUAUCUCCAGACGAUUCUCCAGAAACCCCCAGGAGACAUUCAAAAUUUCAAAAGCGAGACAUCCUGUUACACCAAAUGCAAAGAUUAUCUGAAGCAGGUAUUAUAAAAGACGGAGAAAAUUCUACGGAUUCUACGGACUCUUUACAAAAAAAAGUCUCAUUUGUUGAACAAGAACAAGAUCCUUCACAAAAACGUUUAUCAUUCGUUGAACAAGAAUCUAUGGAUCUUUCACAUUCAUUGCAAAAAAGAUUGUCAUUCAUUGAAGAAACACAAUAUGAUGUGGAUUGUCCAGACUCUGCACUUCAACCAAGACUGACAUUCGUUGAACAAAAUAUAGUCGACUCACUGGAACAAGAAGAUAAUGAACAAGCAACUGAAGAAACAUCUGAAGUAGAAGCAAACAUUACGCCAGUCAGAAGGCCAACUUAUCUUAAGCGGAAUGAAAAAGACAUUCGCAAAUUAGAGGAAACUAUUGAUGGAUCGAGCAUGAGAAUUUCUUCAAAAUCUGUUUCAUUUAUGGAUCAGGGUAAUCCUAAUCGUAACAGUGAAAAAAGUCUACCUAACAAUAGUAUUAAAGAUGUGGGUGCUGUUAGAAGACUGACUACUAACAGGAAACCAGUAAAUUCUUUUGGAGGAAGAUAUAGUGGGGAAAGAAGAAGAACUGGUGAACAAAGAAGGACUGCAUUUAUGAAAGUUAAUAAAAAAAGAUUUGAAGAAAGACAAAAGAAAGUUGGGGAAGAAAUAAAAAAAGAAAUAGAUAAAAUGACGUUUUCCAAAUAUGAACAAUUCAUAAAAAAUAAGGAUAUAAAUGCUUUUAUGUUUUUCCGAAAUUAUGAAAAUGAAAUCAAAUACUUCAAACAAAUGGACCCCCUGUUUAAAUAUUACGUUGCCUUUGAAUUAAUUGUACUCAUUUGUGUUUACUUGAUACAAAAUCUUACACUUGACAGUUGGGAUGUUUCUGGCGGCUGGCCAUUUUACAUGUCAGCAGGAGUUAUAUUACUCGUCUUGAUUCCUCUGACUUGGAUGCAUUUUAUUUGGAACAAAUUUAUAGAUUUGAAUGCACCGAAAAAUCGUUUUCUAAAAUACAUAUACAAUUUAUCUGAAUUAAUUGCAAGAAACUCUACCAUUAGACACUGCAUAUAUGUUAUAACUAGUUUAAUUCUCAGUUACUGCGUUUUAUCUGAAGCGGUGGAAUGUAUUGAAAGAACACAGCAUUCUGAGGCAGAGGUGAAAUACAAUCUUUUGUACAUACUUAUGAAAAAACAACAAGUCGAUUGGCACAUUCAAUGUAUGAUUCCUUGGCACAUGACGGAAACGUGUGCUUUAGCCCUUUUAAUGACAUUCAUAUUCUUGAAAAUACUUAUCUGGGUUAAACUUGUGAUUGGUUUAAUUGUAACUAGUGUAUAUGCAUAUUGUGUGUUUUCAUUUUCUGAUGGAUUUUAUCAGAAUAGUGAAACAUUUAACUACGAAAUGAAACCGCAAGUGGCACAUUUCCUGGCAUUGCUGUUCAUAUCUUUCACUCUACAUUUAAUUGACAGACAAACGGAUUAUAUGAACAGGAAAGAUUUCUUGUUGAAUAAUAAACUGAAAAAACAUAAAAAAGAGGCAGAUAAAAUAAAAAAUAAUAAUAGAAGGAUAUUAUUGAAUAUUCUUCCGGAACACGUAGCCGAAGAGUACCUAAAUACUACCCGAAAAAGUGACGAACUCUACUCCGAAUUGGACCAUAAGAAUGUGGCUGUGAUGUUCGCAACCAUAAUUUAUGAUACCUUCGAUGGUAUCACACAAAGAGACUUUUUAAAUUCUAUGAACGAGUGUAUUUCAGAAUUUGAUAAGAUUACGCUAAGAACAGAGUUCAAGAGCAUCGAAAAAAUUAAAAUCGCCAAAUGGACAUACAUGGUAGCUUGCGGUCUGGAACGAGAAACUGAAGGCCAAAGGGAGAAAAUGCACGUUUUGUAUCACGUGGAACCGAUCACCACUCUCAUAAAAUUUGCGGCUGAAAUGAUGAAAAAACUGAAGGAGUGCAAUUCGAAUAUGAUGCAAGAUUUCAGACUUAGAAUAGGUAUUAGUCAUGGUCCCUUGGUGGCAGGUGUUGUUGGUUCCAAAAAGCCCUUGUAUGAUAUUUGGGGGCAUCCUGUCAAUAUGGCAUCUCGAAUGGACACCACAGGAGAAGAAAACAAAAUACAGGUUCUAGAAGAAACUGCAAUAGUCAUUCAGGAAUUGGGAUAUCAGUGUCAAUUUAGAGGCAAAGUGAUGGUGAAAGGAAUCGGAGAAGCUCGUACAUAUUUUGUUUGUUUGGAUAAAAAUUAUAACUUAAUUAAAAUUAACGAUCAAAGAGAUUAGUGAUGAUAGAACGAGGU